AUGGCAUUCGUCCCCAGAUCUUUUCCAGCAUUUCUUCCACAUACUUAUGCCAUGACUGACUCAAUCCAGAACAUCCACCCCGCGUCGGCUGCAGUGGACAAGGACGAGCUCCAGAUUCCACUCAUUGACUUUGGCCCUUUCUUCACGGGCACACCCGCCGAUAAACAUGCCGUCGCACUCUCUAUCACCGCGGCAUUCAAGACCUCAGGAUUUGUUUACCUGAAGUCGCACGGUAUCCCGCCAUCCGUGGUGUCCCGGGUAUUUGCAUCAUCCGCCCAGUUCUUUGCGCGACCCCAAGAACAGAAAGACGCACUCGGCUGGACCACUCCGCAGUCGAACCGGGGAUACGUUACUAUCGGACGGGAAAAGUUGACCACCGUCGACGAAACUAAUGGCGAUACCCUCCGUGCAUCGGCCCCGGAUAUUAAAGAAACCAUGGAGAUCGGCCGCGAAGGGGUGGAGGGCCGACCCAAUCACUGGCCUGAUAAAAUCGACGAGGAAGGCAAAGAUUUCAAAGAGACGAUGCAAUCAUUCUUCGAAAUGGGACAGACUCUACAUAAGCAAAUCAUGCAAGCCAUUGCACUGGGAAUGAAUCUUCCAGAACAUUUCUUCGACGACUUUAUCAGCGCCGCUGAUAAUAACCUGCGUCUCCUUCAUUAUCCCUCCGUCAGCCGGGAGGUAUUCCAGAAUAACCCUCACCAAGUGCGAGCUGGCGAGCACAGCGAUUACGGCUCGAUCACCCUUCUCUUCCAGGACAAACACGGAGGUCUGCAGGUGCGUAGCCCGAAGGGAACAUUCGUGGACGCUACCCCAAUUGCCGACACCAUUGUUGUGAAUGCCGGGGACCUUCUCGCUCGCUGGUCCAAUGAUACCAUCAAGAGUACCCGUCACCGGGUAAUCCAGCCUCCUAAAGCGGGGGACGAGAGCCCGGAUACCUACCCUGCGCGCUACAGCGUGGCCUACUUCUGCAAUCCCGAUGAGGAGAAGUUAAUUCAAGCGUUGCCAGGUACCUUUGGUGAGACUGCUCAGGUUGAUAAGAAGUAUCCCGAUAUUGUCUCCGGCGAAUACAUGGUCCAGCGAUUGAAUGCCACUUAUUGA
Molecule: messenger RNA, 1098 nt
Organism: Penicillium olsonii
Lineage: Eukaryota; Fungi; Ascomycota; Eurotiomycetes; Eurotiales; Aspergillaceae
Source: the annotation of a GenBank genome assembly